AUGGACGCAUCUCCAUCAACGUCGUCAAUGGCCGAUGACGUGAUGGCCGUCGACGUGCUGUCGUCGCUUCUGAAUCCGUUUGACUCGUCAUCGAAUGAUAUAAAGAAGAAAGGACAGAAAAAUACGAAGACCUGCAAAAAAUCGUCCGAAAUUUGGGACCAUUAUCGUCUGUUGAAUGAGAACCAGAACGUGGAAUGCGUUUAUUGUUGGAAAGUGCUGAAACGUGGUGACAGCAGUACGAAAAGCAUGUGGGGACACAUGACAGCAUUUCACCAGGAUGUACUGGACGAUAAGCAAAGUCGAAAGAAACUUCGCGUGAUGGCCGUAGAGCCAAUUGAACGGAAAAAGUACACGACAACGGAUGCCGAGACGCCUACGCAACCAUAUGUAAAACGAGCUCGGGCCGGUGGCAGUAAUCAGGCGGCUCCUCCGUCUGAUAGCGUCGCUCUGGCAUUCCAGCAAUUGCAAUCAGCAAGUCAGUUGGCCAAUCCAUUCAACUUUCUUGAGAACCUACCAAAAUCGAGUGAAGUAAUCAACAUUUCCGCUGGUUAUCCAGUAGAGGAGGAGGAACAAGAGAACGUUCAUGAGGAGAUUCAAGCCGGCUCGUCGGGAGGCUCUCUGGCUGGUGAUACAGCUUCGCCACUCCGUGAAGACGCCGCCACUAGCGGUGGCAGUCCAUCAGUGACGUCGACGAAUCAAUUGAGCGCUUUCAUGAAUAUGGCCACUAAUCCGCUGAUGUGGAAUGCAAUGCUAGUGAACACAUCCACUCAUGGAUCGGCCUUUUCCCUAAACGAUGGGCAGUGCGUUUCAAUGCUCAUGAAAAUGGCUCUCGACCUUGAUCUCACUCUGUCCUAUCACAAGAGAAGGGGUGAUAUAGAGCUGUGCUUCGAAAGUAAUCGAACAGCAGAGAAAAGCGGAGGGCGAGGCAAGGUUCUCUGUCUAUCAGAUAUGGGCAGAGAGAUAAGAGUAAUCGAAAGAGUGAAUGGCACGCCAACUGACACUGAAAUGUGGACCAAAACUGAUUUUAAUCAAUUUCAUUGGGCGAUUCGUGGCAAGUGCCAGAAGGUAUUGGUGAAGAGCUAG
Molecule: messenger RNA, 1083 nt
Organism: Ostertagia ostertagi
Lineage: Eukaryota; Metazoa; Nematoda; Chromadorea; Rhabditida; Trichostrongylidae
Source: the annotation of a GenBank genome assembly